AUGGCGAACAACGCCGCCUUCGUGGAGGACAUCUACAAGGCUGUUGAGGCCUCUGGCACGUUCCAGCGGUACUUCCAGGACAAGAAUGUCGUGAUCGUUCUGGACAACGCUCCAGCGCACCGGCAAACCGAGGAGCGUGUCACGGAGUACCCCGACAUGGAGCUGUUGCGCUUGGGACCUUACUCCCCUAUGUGCAACCCCAUCGAGGGGUGCUUCAGCGUCCUAAAAUCCCGCAUUAAGCGUGACUUGGCUCUGGAUCGCCACGAAAUCUGUGAUCGCUCGCGUGAGCCGGACAGCAACGGUGAGAUCCUCUCCAUUUCGGAAUGCCAGAUGUGCAUCCUGGAGCGCGCCGCGACCUCUAACACGAGCGUGAUGACCCCAGCGCUGGUGGCCAGCAUGGAGCUGCACUGUCGCGACUUCGUCACCAAGGCAGCGAACAACGAGGACAUGGUGUACGGCAUGUAA
Molecule: messenger RNA, 465 nt
Organism: Phytophthora sojae
Lineage: Eukaryota; Oomycota; Peronosporomycetes; Peronosporales; Peronosporaceae
Exons: 1
Coding region: 1-465 (154 amino acids)
Molecular function (GO): nucleic acid binding
Source: RefSeq, a predicted model, not a curated record